AUGGUUCCUCCCCCCCGAGACGACGAUUGGUCUGAUUCAGACGAUGACGACCUCUCGCAAGUAGAGACAUCCGUAUUGUUAGGUGUGCCAGACGGUAACGUCGACGAGGAAACAGACAUCCUCGACGCUGCUGUCUCUCGUAUUGGAGGACUUCCUGUACGAUCCUUAGUCGCCAUCCGCUCCUGGCGUGGUUUACGCCUCAACGAAAAAUAUGCCGCAAAGCUUGCCAAAAAGCGUCAGCGUCAGCAGGAGCGUGCAAAGGCAAAAGCUGAAGCCGAGAAAGAAAGAGCGCGUCUCCAAGCUCAUAAGAAAAAAGCCGGUAAUCCAUUCACAAUGAAUGGCAGCGAGGUUAAUUCCGCACCCGCGUUUGGUUUCGGCGCUCAUAUAUUCGGCGCUCCAACUUCGGUAACCUCGGACGAAAGCCCACCGGUAGUGAAAGAAGAGGAUGUUCGGGAGCGACAAGCUGAAGAUGUGAAUGACAGUGACUCGGAUUCAGGAUCGUCGGAUGAAGAAUCACUCCUUACUGCUAUGGCUGAGGCCACCAUAAGUGAAUCUCCUUGGCGAUCCGCUCCUUCCUAUCCCCCAAUUUACCUUUCCACUGUGGCGGAAUACUUGCCACCCCAGCCUAAACCCCGACUACCGCAAGGUAUCAAAGUAGAAGAUCUGCAAGACGACGAUCGCAAAGAAAAGGAUGUUAGUUGGGCGAAAGAAACAUACGAAGACUCACUGGAAGUUGACCAGGUCUUCGAGCGCUUCAUGAAAAGAGUUGGCUACGAAGGCGAACAAUGUGUCAGAUACGAACUAAAGGGAACGCCACUUCCUUUCGCUUCUGACAAGACCUUUGACCUUCUUUGGCCUAUGGUGAAGCAGGACCCAUUGCCAGUGACCAAACCUGAUUUCAAGGUGGUCCAUAAUCAACGGCGGGUCUACGAUACAUCCGCUGUCCCAAGAUGUCCUCAUUGUAAAGGCCCAAGGGUGUUUGAAUGCCAGCUCAUGCCCAACCUUAUCAAUAUUCUUCGUCCGUCAACAUCAGCAGACAACAAAAAAAUGACAGACGAAGAACGACGCAAGGCGGUUCAGCAAGCGCUUAAAAAUGAAGACAAGUUGGCAAAAACUGGCAUGGAUUGGGGUACUGCUAUGAUUUUUUCGUGUGAGAAUGACUGCUGUCAAGAAGACGGAAAAGACCUCAAAGAUUGUUGGAGGGAGGAAAUUGUGUAUAUUCAGUGGGAUGUAUAA
Molecule: messenger RNA, 1236 nt
Organism: Psilocybe cubensis
Lineage: Eukaryota; Fungi; Basidiomycota; Agaricomycetes; Agaricales; Agrocybaceae
Exons: 5
Coding region: 1-1236 (411 amino acids)
Biological process (GO): maturation of SSU-rRNA
Cellular component (GO): cytoplasm
Source: RefSeq, a predicted model, not a curated record